Molecule: messenger RNA, 1647 nt
Organism: Centropristis striata (black sea bass)
Lineage: Eukaryota; Metazoa; Chordata; Actinopteri; Perciformes; Serranidae
Gene: ogfod3
Product: urotensin-2 receptor 2
Exons: 9
Coding region: 72-1022 (316 amino acids)
Cellular component (GO): membrane
Molecular function (GO): oxidoreductase activity, acting on paired donors, with incorporation or reduction of molecular oxygen; iron ion binding; L-ascorbic acid binding
Source: RefSeq, a predicted model, not a curated record
GCGCUAUGUAUGGCUCGUCAGGGCAACAAUAAACGUUUGUAAAUACUACGUAGCAGACGUUUUGAGUCAAAAUGGCGCUACUGCGAAUGAGGAAUGCACAAGGACCGAAUGCAACAGAGAUAGAGAAGAAAAUUAAAAGAGGUAAUGCGCUGCGGCAGGGAUCUGCAUGGAGGGGGUCCCGGGGGCUCGUGGCCCUGCUACUGCUCAUCCUGUGUGUGUGUGUGGCAGCCAUGUGGCUGUACAUAACCUCUCUGGACAGUGAGAUCACAGAAACACUGGUGAGCAGGGGGGAGCUGGUUUCUCCUGAGCCCAGGGUCUACAGCGUCCAGUGCUCUGAAGACUACGACAACUACAAACGCUAUCCAGGAUGCACCCCUCAGAAGUGUGGCCGCGCAGUCACAGACAGCGUGGUGACGAGGGAGGAAGCUCAGGUCCUCAGGAGGCUGGCUGAGAGAGGGCUGGCGCUGGCUGGGUCAGAGGGAGGAGCUUCCAUACUGGACCUGCACUCUGGAGCAUUGUCAAUGGGUAAACAGUUUGUCAACAUUUACAGGUAUUUUGGCGAACAGAUCGGGGAAGUGUUCACACAAGAGGAUUUCCAGCUUUACAGAAAUGUACGUGGGCGAAUCCAGGCAGUUAUCGCUGAGACGUUUGGUUUGGACCCGGCUCUGAUGUACCUCACCAAGCCCACCUUCUUCUCCAGAAUCAACAGCACAAUAGCCAAAACCCAACACGACGAGUACUGGCACCCACACAUAGAUAAGGUGACUUACGGCUCUUUUGACUACACUUCACUCCUGUACUUGUCUGACUAUGGCUCUGACUUCACUGGAGGAAGAUUUAUCUUCAUGGACCAAAAUGGCAACCGGACAGUGGAACCACGGGCAGGACGAGUCUCUUUCUUCUCUUCCGGCUCGGAGAACCUCCACCGCGUUGAGAAGGUGGCGUGGGGGACGCGCUACGCCAUCACCGUGUCCUUCACCUGUGAUCCUGCACACGCCAUAUCUGACCCCGCCAUGCCUUGAAGCACCCACGGGUGACAUCGCUGCUCACUUGCUUGGACAAGCCCUGUGAAGAGGGAGAUCACCGGGGAGAGACAAAGAAGAAGAGGAAGGAAAAGUGAGAUUUUCCUCGCAACAAUCAUAUUCUGUAACUGCACGGUCAAUAUCUGUCAUUUUCUUUUCUUUUCAGGUAUUGACCUGCUGCUCCUUACCGAUUGUGCUUCAGAAAAAAAAGCACAUGUUCACCCUCUCUUCUGUAGAGGUGUUUUCUUAUUUCUUACCUACCUUUGUGAUUUUAUCCAAUUUUCUACAGUGAUUUCUUUUUUGUAAUUUGUUCCGCUUGAUCAUUUGGGCAACAGCUUGAACAGGGAAUGCCUCUCAGCUAAAACGGUUUAGAAGAGGCUCAAAUGGGAUUGUUUGCUUAGUGUCGCGGUGUUUUUUUCAUUUUAAGGAGAGCUUGUGAUUCCUUGAAUAUAUAUCUGAUGAACCACUCAUACUCGCCCCCACCUAAGACCCAGGAGGUGUUUUCUUCUAAGAAGAACCCUCUCCUUGUCCAGGAGGGAUUGCUCUUUCCACUAUGUUACUAUUUACUUCUAUGUGGUCAAUGAGGGCGGUUUGGAAUAAAAAAACUGACAGAACCUGAAAGUUC